This is a messenger RNA of Sitophilus oryzae (rice weevil), 1547 nucleotides long. It is a transcript of the gene Polr3C, whose product is annotated as DNA-directed RNA polymerase III subunit RPC3. Gene Ontology annotation, cellular component: RNA polymerase III complex. Gene Ontology annotation, biological process: DNA-templated transcription. Lineage: Eukaryota; Metazoa; Arthropoda; Insecta; Coleoptera; Curculionidae. Gene Ontology annotation, molecular function: single-stranded DNA binding. The transcript has 9 exons. The coding region runs from base 1 to 1527 and encodes 508 amino acids. The record is from RefSeq and is a predicted model, not a curated record.
AUGUCUGUGAUAUAUGGAAAAGUAGUGUCGCUAAUAAUAUCCGAAAGAUUUGGACCAGUUGUAGAGAAAAUCGUAAGCUUUUUAUUCAAGUGCCAAUGCAGUCCAUUAUUGUACAUAAAAAGAGGUACAGAAUUGCCUUUAUCCAAGAUUAAAGAAUCUCUAUGUGUUUUAAUAAAGUACCGCCUGGUUAAUUUUAAACCAAAUAAGAAUGAGAACUUAGCCAAUUAUAGUUUAAAUGUCGAGAAUGUGCUUUUAAUGCUUCGAUAUCCGUAUUAUUUGAACCAUGCUAAGAAAUUAUUCGGUGACCAAUCAGAAAUGAUUAUAGAGGAAGUACUGCAAAAAGGAUUUUGUUCUGCAUCUGAACUAAUAAUAAAAGUCUUUGAUAAACUAUGUAAUAACGAAGAAAGAUCUUUAACGCUGUCACAAGUAAAGGAGAAAUUAGUUUAUUUAGUAACUGCAAAAUACUUGACCCGAGUACCAUAUGCAAAAGAAGAUAAACCUGUACCUUUAUUAACUGUAGAUGAGAAAGAAUUGACUUCGUUACCAAAUAUUGAUAUUAAGACUUUAGUAAUGCACAGAAAGGAUAACUCAGUUGAAUUGCCAGAUAAAAAUAUCUAUUGGACUGUAAAUUUUGACAGAUUUCAUCAAGAUAUGAGGGACAAAAUAAUAGUUGCAGCAUUUAAUAAGAAGUUUGAUGAAAAUGCUGGUGAAAUUAUAAAGAUAUUUCUUAGACAAAUGUACAUAAGAACGGAUCCUUGGGCAGAUGUUUCAAAUCCAGUCCCUGCCCUUGAAGUAAAAGAUAUUUUAAGAAAACAGAUAUCUGCUUCUCACAGUCUGGCGUUUUUCGAUCAGUAUAUUAAUAUAAUUUCACAAGAAACCAGUAGUCUUUUAAGAAAAGCUGGCGAAGCCAGUGGAGGGUCGUAUCAGAUAUUUUUAAAAGAAGCAUUUACACAAUUUGCGUGGGAACUUGUUGAACAAAUUGUAUUAGAAAAAUAUGAUUCAAAAGCUGCAAGAAUAUUUAGAUUGGUGAAAUUAAAACCAUAUAUUGAACCUGACCAGUUGCAACAAUUGGCUAUGAUUCCGGCAAAGGAUGCCAAAAAACUGUCUUAUCAGUUAUAUGAAGACAAUUUUUUACAUAUUCAGGAAUUAAGAAAAGCGUCAGCAAAUAAUGGUCCAGUAAAGAAUUUUACUCUGUUUCAUAUAAAAUUAGAGAGUGUUGUAAGAAUGUUACUAGAAACAUGCUACAAAACACUUUUUAACACUAUGACCAGAUGCAAUCACGAAAAAUUGCAGAAUAAACGGAUCAUAGAUAAGAAACAUCGAAUAGAUACGAUUUUGAUGGGUAUGAAAGCCCAAAAUGCGACUGAGGAACAAAUGGCAGAUAUAGAGGACAUGAUAACAUUACCGGAAAAAGAAAUUUUAGAAAACAUAAGUAGGAUCAUUAAAAAAUUUAAUACAGUUGAAUUAGAGAUAGAUCAGACGAUUUUUAUGUUACAAAUGUUUUUGGUGUAUCAGAAAGUCAAUUAAAUAUCUUCUAAAGACUUGUA